This is a messenger RNA of Diaporthe amygdali, 879 nucleotides long. RefSeq lists its product as uncharacterized. The transcript has 3 exons. The record is from RefSeq and is a predicted model, not a curated record. Gene Ontology annotation, molecular function: oxidoreductase activity. Lineage: Eukaryota; Fungi; Ascomycota; Sordariomycetes; Diaporthales; Diaporthaceae. The coding region runs from base 1 to 879 and encodes 292 amino acids.
AUGGCUCCUCCCAAGGUUGUGGACGUCUUGAUCAUAGGUGGUGGUCCAGCAGGGUUGGCGGUAGCAUCCACUAUCGUACGACAGCUGCAGACGGGCAUUCUGUUCGACUCAGGCGUCUACCGCAACGCACGCGCACACCACAUGCACGGUGUCGUGGGCUUCGACCACGUCGCUCCGGAAACAUUCAGGAUGAAGUCCAAGGGUGACAUAUUGAGACGCUACGAUAUGGAGUUCAAGAGGGCAUAUAUCGAAACAAUCAAGAAAUUAGACAACGGUAAUUUCCAGGCUACAGACGGCUGGGCCAAUGUUUAUGAGGGAAGAAAAGUGGUGAUCGCUACCGGAGUGAAAGACAUUCUGCCCCAGAUUGAGGGAUUUGAUUUCUGCUGGGGCCGUGCAGUCUUAGAAACUGUCUCUCAAAUUGGAAAUACGGCUCUUCAACUCUCAAAGAAUCUACGCAUCUACACGAACGGCAAUGAGGAAUUCACAUCACAAAUUCAAGCCAACGCCUGGAGACCAGAUUUCAAGUCAAGAGUUACCAUCGAAAAGCGAUGCAUCCGGAGCCUCAGAAUGCUGUCAGACGAUACCUCACAAGUUCUUGUGACGCUUGACGAUGGGACGCAAUUUGAAGAAUCAUAUGUGGUUUACCAUCCACCCAUCGAGAUCGAUGGACCCUUUGUGAAGCAGCUCGGCCUCGAGACGGGGGCCCAGGGGGAAAUCAAAGUCAGCUCGCCAUUCAACGAGACCAGCGUUCCGGGAGUAUUCGCUGCAGGAGAUGCAGCAUCACAGAUACGGAUGGUCCCGAACGCAAUCUAUGGUGGAUCUCUCGCUGGCAAUGGCUUGAUCACACAGUUGCAGGCGGAGAAAGCACAAACGAGUUGA